This is a messenger RNA of Kazachstania africana CBS 2517, 2247 nucleotides long. RefSeq names its product exomer complex subunit (gene BUD7). The transcript has a single exon. Gene Ontology annotation, molecular function: protein binding. The record is from RefSeq and is a predicted model, not a curated record. Lineage: Eukaryota; Fungi; Ascomycota; Saccharomycetes; Saccharomycetales; Saccharomycetaceae. Gene Ontology annotation, biological process: Golgi to plasma membrane transport. Gene Ontology annotation, cellular component: exomer complex. Bases 1 to 2247 code for a protein of 748 amino acids.
AUGAUAUCACAGAGUUCUAUUCCUGAAGUAAAAGAAGAAGUGAUAGGCUAUGCUUUAAAUGAACGUAAGUUGAAGCUAUCUCAAUUCCAGGAUCUCGGCCCUCCAGAUUUAAUCACUUUAGUAAAAUAUCUAGAAUCAUCCAGUACAGCAGCUAGUACGUCUGCAACGUCUAAUAAGACCAAUGCUGCCGAUUCUCAAAGUAUUUCUACUACAGAUCCUGCCACUGCACUGAAUGAUUUACAUUCCCACGAUAAAUUGAAGGGCGAAAUGGGCACAUUUUUCUAUUCUCUGGGCGCAGACACUUCUGAUCCUACAUCAGUGUCUAUUUUCUUGAAAAAAAUUGCUGAUGCAAUAACUGAGCAACCCCAAGCAUGGUUUGGCAAGAGAAAAAAUUUCCAAAUUGCUAGAAUUUCCUUAUCAACGUGGAAUACCUUCAGAAAAUGUGAUAUGAACGUUGUUGUUCAUAUCCCAGGUACCGUUCAAGUUUUUAUCUUAGACUCUAAUGGAGAGAACCUUCCGAUUGAUCCAAAUUCAGAUGAAAACGGAACAAUUUGGGCUGAAGCGUUUGUUAGUGGAGUCGUUAGAUCACUUAUGUUAAUGAAAGACAAUUACGAAGACGGUGAAUUACAAAAUCUUGUAGAAACACUAAUCGUUAGUCCCUUGACUUCUGGUGAAAUUGAAAGUGUCGCAGAAACUUUCAUUGAUUCCUUCCCAUUGGUAUAUGAAGUGGGUGAUUUACUAGGAGCUCCUUACCAUAGUAUAAACAUAUCAAGAACCAAUAACUAUUUGGUAGAGACUUUGCUCGAAAUUGUCAAAUUGACGCAUCAUGUCCAAAAAUGUCGCACGAUGCUCGAAAGUCUGAUGGUCAAACACCCAGAGGUCGUAAUCAUUUUAUCCAGACUUCUAUUAGAAAAUGAUUUGGAGGUUGAUGCCGUUGAAUUAAUGCACCAACACAUGGAAAUAAUUGAGAAGUCCAGUAACAAAAGUACCAAUUUUAGCGCUGUACCUUAUCAAUUUCCACUAGAUUAUAAGUCUGAAUUAUUAUGCAUCCAAGCGAGAUUUUUGUUAGAUAAUAUGAAAGACUACGAACUUGCCCGUGCGCUGGCACAAGAAGCGGUACAUUGUACACCAAGCGAAUUCACACCAUGGUACUUAUUAACAAAAGCGUACAUCAAAUUAAAGGAUAUUGAAAACUCGUUACUCACAUUAAAUGCCUGUCCAAUGUCUACUCUCAAAGAAAAGUAUGUUUUAAAAAGGGUGGUAUCCUUCCCUUCAGAAUCUUCUCUACAUUUACCAUUACCUGUGGAUGUCGUACUUGAUGAAGUAACAUCUUUGAACCCACAGGAGAUUCAAAAAGAACAUAAAUCUGCAGAUCCGGCCUUGGUCAACUUGGCUGCUGCAAAUUUGAAAUCCACAUAUCAAUUGUGUUACAAACUAUUAACUGAGAUUGUACAAAUAACUGGUUGGGAAAGUUUGCUGAAAUAUAGAUCAAAAAUAUUUGUUAUGGAAGAUGAAUACCAAAGUUCUUCAGAGGAAAUAAAUAAUGGUUCCACAACGAAUACAGCAUCUUCAGUAAAUGCUAUGACAGUCGCUGCCAAUAGUACCACUGUAAAUACUAGUACCAACACCGUCAAUGACACCUUGAGUAGUAGCUCAUUAUUACGUGCUAAAAGAUUAUGUGAAAGAUGGCUUGAUAAUUUGUUCAUGCUAUUAUACGAGGAUUUGAAAACGUACACCUUGUGGCAAACGGAACAAUUGUAUUUCGAAGCACAGAAUACCAAUUAUAACAAAUUAACUUUCGAAUGGGAAUUGUUUGGUUUAUGCGCCCGCCGUUUAGGUCAUUACCCAGAGGCUGCAAGAGCCUUCCAAAGGGGUCUUUCUCAAAGAUUUUCAUCCCAAUCUGCGAGAAAACUACUAGAAUAUUGUAUCAACGAGCGUCAACGUAUAAGGCAGUUAGCUGGCUUACCAACUUCCGAUAUGACCUCCAGUCAAAUUAUAACCAGGGUGAAUGAGCUUGACAUUUCAAUCAUUGAUUUAUGUGUGAAAAUAUGUUGCUGGAACCAUCGUUGGUAUAUUGAAUACUCAACACAAUUGAUCGAAGCCAUGAGCGUUGUAGUACAAGAUUUAGGUUUGACCAAAGUAUCUAAUGAAAUUUCUGCAAGAUAUCCCGAGACUGUGUUUACAUUGGUAACUGAAAACAUGUUAAACUUUUUCGAGAAAUAUACCAACGACUACUUUGAUAGUUGA